Sebastes umbrosus (honeycomb rockfish) is the source of this 956-nucleotide messenger RNA. RefSeq lists its product as uncharacterized. Gene Ontology annotation, cellular component: caveola. The record is from RefSeq and is a predicted model, not a curated record. NCBI's taxonomy places the organism in Eukaryota, Metazoa, Chordata, Actinopteri, Perciformes, Sebastidae. Gene Ontology annotation, biological process: caveola assembly. Gene Ontology annotation, molecular function: molecular adaptor activity.
CACACACACUUCUGAUGUGUGUGCGUGUGUGUGCCUCUGUAUGAGCUCUCACAAGCCAACUCAACUCUAAGGGACAUUGUGUUUAAGCGGUUGAACUGAUCUCAUUGACAUUUCAGAUUAGCACUCUCUGCAGGGCUCCCCUGCCUUGUCUCUCUGCGAGGGUCUCUGUCACUGAUACAGGAUUAAGAUAGCACUUCAAGUAAGUGAGGAUGAUGAUGGUGAGCGACGACUGUCUGGUGGAGUGUAAGAUUGACGAUGACAGUGAUGAGGAUGGUGAAGGAGAAGAACAGAUAAACACGCCUCCUCCUCCUCCAGAGUUUGCAUCCAAAGACCCUACUCCGGCGCCCAAACCUCCGACCCCUCCCGCAGCCCCAACUACGCCCUCACCCCCCCCCCCUGUCAACAGGGACCCUUAUGGCAUUAACCAGCACCUAAAGGUGGAGGUCAGUGACGUGCUAGCGGAGCCUGCCACACCUCGUAGCAUAGACCAAGUGUGGCUUUACAGUGUUGCCGGCUUCGAGACGGCCCGUAUCUGGACGUACCGCUGCCUCUCCUUGCUGCUUGCCGUGCCCUUCGCUUUCCUUUGUGGUGUUUUCCUGGCCAUUCUCGCCUGUCUACAUGUCUGGUUCAUGGUCCCUUGCCUACAGCUGAGCAACACCUUCCUCCCAUGUCUGCGCUCACUGUGUAUGUUUACUGUGAAUGUUUUCAUCUCUCCCUUCUGUGUGUCUCUGGCUCUCUGCUGCAGUCAAAUCACCGUCUCACUGUCCAACAAGGACUGGCAUCAAAUGAGAGACAACGAGACCGUAUGAAUGUGAGACAUACCAAGUCAUAUCCAGUGAGUGAGAGAGUGAGUGAGUGAGUGGGUGAGAGAGUGAGUGAGAGAGUGAGUGAGUGGGUGAGAGAGUGAGUGAGUGGGUGAGAGAGUGAGUGAGAGAGUGGGUGAGAGAGUGAGUGAG